This is a messenger RNA of Asparagus officinalis (garden asparagus), 1765 nucleotides long. RefSeq names its product pentatricopeptide repeat-containing protein At5g48730, chloroplastic. The coding region runs from base 36 to 1589 and encodes 517 amino acids. NCBI's taxonomy places the organism in Eukaryota, Viridiplantae, Streptophyta, Magnoliopsida, Asparagales, Asparagaceae. Gene Ontology annotation, molecular function: mRNA binding; protein binding. The record is from RefSeq and is a predicted model, not a curated record. The transcript is spliced from 3 exons.
AGAAUGCGCGAAGGAGACGAACAGUUGGCAGUGUAAUGGCAACGAUGACCACUAUCUCUUCAUCUCCCUCCUCUUCUCUCUCUGCUGCGCAUCCUCCUUUCAAAACCAACAACAACACUCUGCUUCUUCUUCUUCUUCACCCGAUUAAGAUGAGAAACAAGAGAAGAAAACGCCCGCACAUUCUUGUACUAUCAUCAUCACCAUCGUCCUUAGCUCAAUUCAGUGACAGAGACAAAGAAAGGGAACCGAGAGGGAGAAGAGAAGAGAGAAAUCGCAAGAUCGCAUCGGAAAAAGCGAUAUCGAUCAUCUUGAGGAGGGAGGCAACCAAGGCUGUUCUCGAGAAGAAGAGGGGCGGUACCAGUUCAAAGAAACUCCUCCCAAGGACAGUUCUUGAGGCUCUCCAUGAGCGGAUAAAGGCCCUUCGAUGGGAAUCUGCUCUCAAGGUUUUUGAACUUCUCCGUGAGCAGCUAUGGUACAGACCCAAUACCGGCAUAUACAUCAAACUCAUUGUGAUGCUUGGAAAAUGCAGACAGCCUGAAAGAGCACUUUCACUUUUCCAAGACAUGGUUGAUGAAGGUUGCAUCAUAAAUCAUGAAAGUUACACUGCUCUUGUCUCAGCAUACAGCAGAAGUGGCCUACUAGACCAAGCAUUCUCAAUUCUUGAAAAGAUGAAAGUUACAGAUGGAUGCUAUCCCGAUGUCCAUACCUACUCCAUUCUCAUCAAAUCCUGCCUUCAGUUCUUUGAGUUUGAUAAGGCACAAAUCCUGCUUGCGGACAUGAAGAGCUUUGGGAUCCAGCCCAAUACUUGCAUAUACAACAUCCUCAUUGAUGCUUAUGGAAGAAAAAGCAGGUUUGCAGAGAUGGAAGCAGCACUACUGGAAAUGCUCCAAAAUCGUGACUGUGAGCCUGACAUUUGGACCAUGAAUGCUACUCUCCGAGCAUUUGGACGAAGUGGGCAGAUCGAGAUGAUGGAGAAAUGCUAUGACAAGUUCCAAAGCUCUGGCAUCGCCCCCAGCAUCAAAACAUUCAACAUACUGCUCGAUUCCUAUGGAAAAUCUAAAAAGUAUGAAAAAAUGAGUGCGGUCAUGGAAUACAUGCAGAAAUACUACUUCUCUUGGACUGUAGUGACUUAUAAUGUAGUUAUCGACGCAUUUGGGAGGGCAGGGGAUUUGAAGCAGAUGGAGUAUCUGUUCAGACUCAUGAAGUCUGAGAGGAUAAAGCCAAAUUGUGUUACGUUAUGUUCACUUGUUAGAGCUUAUGGAAGAGUGGAAAAAGUGGAGAAAAUAAAAGCGGUGAUGAGACAUAUUGAGAACUCGGAUGUUUUGUUGGAUAAUGUGUUCUUUAAUUGCCUUGUGGAUGCUUAUGGGAGAGUAGGGUGCCUUGUGGAGAUGAGAGAAGUGCUAGAGAUAAUGAAGAAGAGAGGCUGUGUUCCUGAUAAAAUAACCUGUAGGACCAUGAUUAAGGCUUAUGUAAGCAGGGGGAUCGAUGACCAUAGAGUUCAAGAACUUAGAGAUCUCAGCAACGAUGACACUGAGUUGCCGAAAAGAGAUGUACGCCAUCUGCAGGCUCCAUCAAAAGCUCAAAUUUAGCAUGAUUCUUCCACCAAUUGUAUGUUUUUAAUUGUGCAUAAACAAAAAACCAGGCAUAUUGGGUUGUAGUUAGUCAUGCAUCAAAUAGUUGUAAAAUUAGUUGUUUUACUUCAAUAUAACGAAAUGGACAAUGAAAAAUGUGUUAGAAGUAAUUAAACAUCAUGAUUCUUAUUUUA